Molecule: messenger RNA, 2376 nt
Organism: Adineta ricciae
Lineage: Eukaryota; Metazoa; Rotifera; Eurotatoria; Adinetida; Adinetidae
Source: the annotation of a GenBank genome assembly
AUGACGAAUUUUAACGAUCUACCGAUUGAAAUCGUUCGACUGAUAUUCGAAUAUUUCACAUCAGCUGAAAUUGUGCACAUAUUUUCUCCAAUCAAUCCGAAAAUGAAAGCCAUUGCUUAUUACAUGUUUUUGAACAUUGAUUAUGCAAAGCGAGCGGCGGCCCGAGAGAAAAAUUCGAAGAAUACAGAAUCUCUUGCUAUUACACAAAUCGAAGAUGAUGAUAUUGACUACGAACAAUUAUUCGAUAAUCCCGAAGUCAUAUUUGAAAAGCCAAAAUCGGAAGCCACUGUGAAAACAAAGAAACGAGUUCGUUUUGCUCCAAUGGCGGGAGAAGAUACUCCAACACCAACAUUACCCCGUCCACCAUCCAUCCGACCAACAUUUGACAUUGAAUUCGAUUUUGACUCGCUCGAAUCUCCAUCUAUUGAACGUACAAACGGUAUUUCUCAAAUGCCGGCUAAAUCAAACGAUUCAGACAAUUGGAAAAAUGCAUUUCUUAGCGAUUUACACAUCGCCAAAAAAAGUAAACCAACCAUUUUAUCAUCACCAUCCAUUGCACAAGUCGAAAGUAAAACAACGGAAGACACAUUGUGGGAUUUUAUGAAAGAAUCCAAUCCGGAAUUACUGGAAAAAUUGGAACGCACCAAUAACGACAAACAAAAUCGUCUCGAUCGAUUUGCAACUCAACAACCGACAUCAAUGAAUAAUACAACUGCAAAAAUUGUCAAAACAUUGCCUGAACCAGACAAUGAACAAGAAAUCAUCCCAUCGAAAUCCGUGCCACUACCUGAAUAUUCAUUAAAACAACAACCUGAACCAUUGAAUCUAUCGUUGGUUGAAAUUCGACUUGAAUACGAUGAAUUCAAUCAAACUCACGAAGAACUUCUUCUUUUUCUACUUCCAUAUCACAAAAUUCUUUGUCAAGAAAAACUUUGGCCACAAGAGUACAGUUUGACUUCACCUCAUAUAUCUCUUCAGUUAAUCAAAAACAUUUCCGAAAAUGUCAAUUCAUACCAUUUUCAUUCCAGUCGAAGUGAUAUUCUCAAGCAUUUAAUGUUUAUUUACACUGUCACUUCAUUUCUCUAUGUAUUCGCUUAUUGUUCAUUACAAACAGCCAUCCGCCAUGUGGAAAAUGUCAUUGUGCAAAACAUGAAGAACGUUUGCAUCGAUCAAGAACGUGGAAAACCUCUGUUUGAUUUGUUAACAAAAACUCAUGAAAAAUUCGAAAAUAUUCUUCAUCCAAAGAUAUUACAUAUUAAAAAUAUGUUCAUGGACUUUUUCAAUAAAAGACGACAAUUGAAUAUCAUGACCCGGCAAAUAUUUGAACCAAAAUUUCUUCUUCUUGUUCAAUAUGAAUCUGUUGACCUUCUACACGAUAUCGAAUAUGGUCUAUCAUCGAUUAUUGAACUUCAUCCGUACGUUUACGACAAACGAAAUAGUAUCAAUCGAGAUGAGCUGAACGAUUUAUUUAUGUAUCAUAAUAUGCUGAUUAUUCGCACACGGCAAAUCUCACCCGAAGUGAUACUUCGACCAAAGCGAUUAACAUUAGUAAUCGAGUACGAAUAUGGUGAACAAAUCUUACAGUGGUGUCGACUCUGUCAACAACAAAACAUUCCCUACAUAGCUUACAAGACGAUUUUACCAACAUUUAUUCCUUCUGAAAAGGAAGAAAUCAUUGAAGUAAAAGACAAAAUCUUUUCCCCAACUACAAAAGAAGAUCCUUUAACAUUACCUACCAUUGUCUUAGCUCGACCAUUAGUUGAUAAUUUCAAAUUAUUACGCACACUCGAGUGUCGACAUGAUAUUUCAAUCAUAACACGAGAUUAUCAUUUAUUAAACAUUCCAAUCGAUCAACAGCCUGAUAUUCUCAUAGAUUGGAGUACUUCCAUGUUAAUUUUUGAUCUGAAUACCAAACUUGAUAUUGAUCACGUACGACAAAAAAUUCAAUCGAUGACUCAUCAUUCCUGUCAUAUUCACAUAGCUAUCUUGACUAGUGGAUCAAUACCUGAUUUUAUUCUUUCAACAUAUAUCACACCAAUAACACAAUUAGCGAAACAAAUUCAAGAGAACGAAUCAAAUAUUGAUAUUCAAAUCAAAUCGUUCGGUAGUCUCGACGACUUUGCGAAUCAUGUCGCUCAAUUAGUACAACAGGAGCGCACUAUUAAAUGUCUGUUAACUCCAACGCCAUCAUGGAAUGAAAAGCUUCUACUUCGUCGAUGUUCCUCUUUAAAUAGCAUUAGUGCUCAAUUAAUUUUACAACGAGUGAAAAACAUCGAUUUAUCAUUAGUCAGUCUCGAUGUGUUAAUCAGUCAAUGUUCAGAAAUACCAACAACUUACUUAAAAACAUUUUUAUCAGAUAUGCAUAGAAGCAAUUGA